CGCGUUGAUAAUUCAGUCGCCGUCUUUAUCUCGCCUGCAGAGUACCGUCAUGCUGUUACUAGCUAUACGGGUGUAGCGUACGCAUCAGUAAACUAUUCAGUUUUGUGUUUUGCCAAGUUGGAGUCGAUCCGAAUUAGACUCGCUACAUGUGUUUAGUGCGUGUACGUCAAAAGUGAUCGUCAAUUUUUACGAUUUGUACCUAAAGUGACUUAUUCAUUUAUUACGAAAAGUGAAAAAUGGCUCUAUAUCACAGUGAUCGCCGUUCCGGGCGCACAUUUAUUAGAUUCAGAUAGACUUUGAAAGUUGUGAAGUUUUAAAUCGGGGCAAGGAGUGUGUUGUAGAAAUAUUUGUGCAUUGUUGAUUUUUUGUUAUCGGUGCAGCGGCAGACCUAAAUUAAAAAAUGAUUGCAACGAGAGGUCGUGUUGUUGAUGUAAUGGUGUGGGCGCUGCUGGCGUGCUUGACGGCGCACCUGCAGCUCACGGAGACCAGGAUGGAGGAGGUCGACUCUAAAUACAAAAGUAUGGAGGCGCACCCACAGUCAACAGAGAACCCAAAGCCAGAGCCUCCUCGCGUAGAGACGAGGCUGGGCCAAUGCUUCCAUCUAUCGCGCAAGGAUUGCCCCACGGACGGGAAGUGCAAGCGACUGGAGCCCGACUCCGUGUUCUGCUGUGACGUCGACAGCUUCCGUCUGAAGGAGGCUUUAGCUAUCACCAUGACGCAAAACACGACGCACCUCCACGUCCUGAACGCGACGAUCUCCGAGCUGGACGUGUCGCAGUCAAUCUUCCGGCGCCUCACGUCCAUGGCGCUCACCGACGGAAACAUCGGCAAGAUCACUGGUCAGUUCCCAAAGUACUCCUCAAUCGCUUGUCUGAAUAUAUCCAACAACAACCUGAGCAGCGCAACUCUUCAGCCGCCCAUCCAGCGGCCCUUCGCUUACCUCUUCAACCUGACAUUACUUGACGCGUCCACGAACAACCUCACCGAGUUCCCACUGAGUUUGGUGCAGAGCAACCGGAAAAUAUCCGUGGAUUUAUCUGGCAACAAUUACCUCCCCUGCAAGCACUUCCUCAAAGUAAUGGAGACGAACAACAGUUCGCUGGUGACGUUCCUGAACUACGACAAGACGUUCUGUGCGCUCGACCUGCGCUUCAACUGGUUCAAGGACGUACUCAUUGUUCCCAUCGACCAUCUGAGGGUGCAGAAAGAGCUCAACAUCAGCUGCCGCGACAUCAAGCCAGCGGGCAGCAACUGCACGUGCGUGCCCGACCGGCUCGAGCUGGUGGACGGCGUCAACAACGUGGUGGCGGUGCUGGUGGACUGCUCGCAGCGCCACCUGAAGGAGAUGCCCACCAACCUGCCGCCCAACACCGCGAGGCUCAACGUUUCAUACAACAACAUAACAUCCCUGCAGCCCGUGUCGGACCAGAGCUACGAGCACGUGCGGCAACUGUUUGUGGACCACAACGACAUCGCUAACAUCGUGGACCUGGAAGGCACUAAGUUCAUAGAUCACUUCAUGGUCUUCUCCAUCGCCCACAACAAACUCAAGACGAUCCAUACAUACAUUCUGUCCGAUCGUUUCGAGACGGUGGGUCCCUCGUUGUUCAUCUCCGGCAACUAUAUUCAUUGUGACUGUAACACUGAAAAAGUACUCAAGCCAUGGCUGCUCGAACAUUUCAAAAACAUACCAGACUACAAAGGCCUGAAAUGCGAAGACAACAUGGGCGGCGUGGUGGACCUGCGCGAGUCUCAAGUGUGCCACACACCCAGAGACUGGACUGACUAUAUCUACUACAUCAUAGGCCUAGAAGUUCUCAUACUAGUACUGUUAAUAAGCAAAGUCUCGUACGACUAUUGGGUGUUCAAAACUGCUGGGUACCUUCCCUGGCCGGCGAAUAAGAUGCCUCGGCUGCCGUGCGAUUGGUUAUGCGAAUAAAUUAUAUAUUAGGAUCUUUAAAAAGUUAUGUGAUACAUUGAAUGUUUAAGGAGUUUUUCUGAAAUAAUUAAGAUCCGCAAGGUCAUCUACGUAGGCCUAACCAUUAUCAAGCUGAAGUGGCAAUGAUCAAGCCGUGCUUGUCGUAUAGGAUGGUCGAAAAGUCCUCGAGUAGAGACGGAGUCAAAGGUCAAAUAUUAACGAACCCUAAUUAGGGCAACCCAAAGUAGCUUGGUAGUCUUUAACUUUAAGAGUUUAUAAAUGCCUGAUAUGCAACUGACUCUUUAGGGUGAAAUCUUUAGAGCGCACUCUGACUUAACUGAGACUUAAGGCAAAGUUUUUUUUCUCUCUCGUCGUCGUCGUUUUUUUCGUAUGACAGAGUUAGAUUUAUAUUUUAUAUCUACCUAUUCUACAUAAAUCUGUAACACUGGCAUAAGUCUGAGCAAAGCCAAAGUGCGCUCUAUAAAUAAGGACGAUUACGCGCUGCAUCCGAUCCGAAUCCGUGAAAAGUUCCGAAG
Molecule: messenger RNA, 2454 nt
Organism: Maniola jurtina (meadow brown)
Lineage: Eukaryota; Metazoa; Arthropoda; Insecta; Lepidoptera; Nymphalidae
Gene: hfw
Product: protein halfway
Exons: 10
Coding region: 401-1939 (512 amino acids)
Source: RefSeq, a predicted model, not a curated record